AUGGUUGAGGGUUCCCCUGUAUUGACUCGUAGACGGCACUCGCCACACGAUGACACAAACGCUGAGACAACUACCCCCAGCACCGCUGCUGCUGCCCCCGCGCCACCACGCACCGGUGACUACUCUUCCGCCGACGAAGCCAUAGAGACGCCCCUUGCGAGUGACCUUGAUAUCGAACCGAAUGUGGCGGAGAAGGUGCCUCAUGGCUCCGACCACGUGCCCGUCUUCCUCGAGACAUCCGUGGCGGGCCUCUCGCCGCGUCUCACCAAUUGCAUUGUGCGUCUCUUCAUGUCCAUCGUCAUGAUUGGUGGUUUCCUCUUUCUCAUCUACCUGGGCCCGCUUGCUCUGGUGCUACUGGUGCUGUGUCUGCAGUUGGCGUGUUUCAAGGAGCUCAUUCACAUUGGCCAUGUGGUCUACCGGACGCACAAUCUACCGUGGUUUCGCACACUUUCCUGGAUGUUUCUCUUCACCUCCAACUACUUCCUCUUUGGCGAGAGUCUUAUUGGACGCUUUCGUAUCCUCCUAGCCAAGGAAGACUUUCUGGCUCCGCUGGUGGUGCACCAUCGUUUCAUCUCUUUUACCCUCUACUGCGGUUGCAUUGUCGCCUUCGUUUUAAGCCUUGUGCGACGCCACUACCUUAAACAGUUCACUCUGUUCGGGUGGACGCAUGUCUCCCUCCUCAUCAUCGUCUCUUCUUCUCACUUCAUGAUCCAAAGCAUUUUUGACGGCCUCAUUUGGUUUCUAGUGCCCGUUGCUAUGGUCAUCUCCAACGAUAUUUUCGCCUAUGUUUUUGGGAUGCUUUUUGGCAAGACACCGCUGAUCAAGGUGUCACCGAAGAAGACAUGGGAGGGCUUUAUUGGAGGCGGCAUCUCUUCUCUCCUCCUUGGUCUCCUCGUGGCUUGGAGCAUGAUUGGUAAGAAGCAUUUCAUCUGUCCCAUCGAAUAUGACGAUCGGAUGGGCGCUCUUUCCAUGGAUUGUGUGCCCGACGCCAUCUUCGUCCCACGUAUGUACAACGUCUCUCGAUGGCUAUUCUUUGUGCCGGUUAAGCAGGUGGCCUGGUACCCCUACUUCUUCCAUUGUAUCCUCAUUGGCGCCUUUGUCUCCAUUAUUGGACCGUUUGGCGGCUUCUUUGCGAGUGGAUUCAAGCGGGCCUUCAAGAUUAAGGACUUUGGUGAUGUUAUCCCCGGCCAUGGGGGCAUUCUCGAUCGAUUUGACUGCCAAAUCUUUGUGGGGUGGUUUAUAUUCUUCUACUACAACUCGUUUGUCAAGCCGCUGACGCCGAGUAGCCUGCUGCAGCAGGUGUUUGUGCUCCCCCGACACGAACAAUUGGCAGUGCUGAAUCUCUUCCUCGACGGCCUACUUCGACGUGGUCAUGUGCCACGCGAGAUUGCGGAACCGCUGAUGGCCUACGGCGAGAGCGUGAGGGCUGCUGAGGCACCAUGA
This is a messenger RNA of Echinococcus granulosus, 1443 nucleotides long. RefSeq names its product Phosphatidate cytidylyltransferase, photoreceptor-specific. Lineage: Eukaryota; Metazoa; Platyhelminthes; Cestoda; Cyclophyllidea; Taeniidae. Gene Ontology annotation, cellular component: endoplasmic reticulum membrane. Gene Ontology annotation, molecular function: phosphatidate cytidylyltransferase activity. The transcript has 8 exons. The record is from RefSeq and is a predicted model, not a curated record. The coding region runs from base 1 to 1443 and encodes 480 amino acids.